Molecule: messenger RNA, 702 nt
Organism: Clavispora lusitaniae ATCC 42720
Lineage: Eukaryota; Fungi; Ascomycota; Pichiomycetes; Serinales; Metschnikowiaceae
Biological process (GO): mitotic sister chromatid cohesion
Cellular component (GO): chromatin; nucleus
Molecular function (GO): protein-lysine-acetyltransferase activity
Source: RefSeq, a predicted model, not a curated record
AUGGUGAAGAAAAUCCAAGGAACUUUGAAUGUAGCUCCAGCAUCCACUUCAUGCAAGCUAUGUGGAAUGACAUACACGCGCAAUGUUGCUGAAGACCGGGCCAUGCAUACGAAGUACCACGCUUCGUUCAUCAACGGUCCACCAUGGGUCUCUUCACUGGAUCCCGUACGCAAGAUCAGAGUUGUCAAGGAAAGAAAAUCCAUUCUGUUAUGUUUUUACGCAGUCGAUGUAUCGCUGGCACGCCAGGUUGCUCGGGUGGAAACUCUUUUGGAAAUGGUCAAUCGCGAGUUGAACGCUCCACAACCUAGCUCUGCAUGGAAAGAUCCAGCAAAGUACGAAAUCCCAGGAAAGGUAUUCGUUGCUGUGGUCAAUAAUCGUGCUGUUGGUUUUUGCGUCACAGAGCCGAUCAAUUCGGCGUUUUGGUUGGUGUGUAGAACCCAGCAAAUAGUGCCACGCCAGGAGAACAAACAGGCUAAAAUUGGGAUAUCAAGAAUCUGGGUGGCCCCCGCAUGGCGUCGAUGUGGCGUGGCAUUGCAACUUCUAGAUGUGACGUUGAGAUAUACUGUCUAUGGCAUGAGGUUGCAGAAGCUACAAGUGGCGUUCAGCCAGCCUAGCUUUGCCGGUGGCCUACUUGCCAAACAAUUCAAUGGGGUACAGCACAAGAGUGGGGAAACGCUUGUACCAGUCUAUUUGGAGGAUUGA